AUGCGACCAGAAACACGGACAACACGGUUUGUCUGCGUCUCCGAUACACACGCGUACACCCCGUCCGAGGCGGGUUUCAGACUUCCAGCUGGCGAUGUUUUGAUCCACGCCGGCGACCUCACCAACCACGGCAGCGCAGCUGAGCUGCGCAAGACGAUGAGCUGGAUUGCUGCGGCCGACUUCGAAGUCAAAAUUGUCAUCUGUGGAAACCAUGACGUUACACUGGACCCAGGCUUCUACGCCGAAUACGGGGCCAAAUUCCACGGUCAGCUUCUAGAAGACCCCCGGCAAUGCAUCGAGAUCGUGACCGAAGCAUCACCCUCCAUCAUUUUCCUCAGGCACCAGUCAGCACUAGUCCGGUUGAUCCGGCCCAACGGCCCAAAGACCAUCUUCAGGGUCUUCGGCUCUCCAUAUUCCCAAUCACCCGGCACUUGGGCUUAUGGAUACGAAUCCGCAGACGCUGUUGCGCUUUGGAGCUCCAUUCCAUUGGACACCGACAUCGUCGUGACGCAUACGCCGCCUUACUCUCACUGCGACAGCCGAGUAGAGGGCUCACCCGCUGGAUGCGAAGCCCUGCGUGGGGCGUUGAGCGAGGUUCGACCGUCACUGGCCGUCUGUGGCCAUGUUCAUGAAUCGCGAGGUUAUGAAAGGGUGCGAUGGUAUCCGUCGCCCGCCUCGUCAUCGACAACGACAACAACUGACACACCGGAACAGCAGCAUCAUGCUAUCCGGGGCACUUUGCCCCCUCCAGGCAGUAGAAAGCAAAGCCUCGUCGAUCUCACGGGAAAGAAGGCACCGAAGUUAGAUAACGAUGACUUCGCCGUCAAUGACGUUCAACGAUCUCUCGACAUCCUGGCCCGAUCAUCGCAGAACGUGAUGUUGAUAGAGUUGCCCGACGGACCACCUCAACGGUCUCAGUCGUCCGAAGCUGAUCAACCAACGUCAUCUGCCCUGUCUUCGUGCCUGAAGGGCAGACAGAGCGACGUCGAACAGAAUCGGCCCCGUUCCCAGAGACGCGAGACAUGCAUCGUCAAUGCAGCGAUCAUGGCGACCAGUUGGCCGCAUCGAGGAGGGAAAAGGUUCCACGCUCCUAUAGUGGUCGAUUUAGAACUGCCGGUCUGGAGAGAACAGUAGAGAGCAACUGAAUCCCGCGGGUGUGGAGUGAUAAGCCCCAUUUUCUUUGUCCUGGAUCGCCCGGCCACGGAUCGAAUCUGAUGGCUGGGUUUGCGACGUGGGAUAUCGUUUGUUGCACAGCAGACAGCUUGAGCUUUGACCUGUGGUCUGACGUAUGAGUGGCCACUUCGGGGCGGAUGCGUCAGUAGUUGCCUUGGAACGAGAAGGACAGUUCAGUGCUGGUAGCUCGGUCCGCCCUCCGCUGUUUUAGGUAUUCUUCCCGAUCGGAGUGG
Aspergillus heteromorphus CBS 117.55 is the source of this 1406-nucleotide messenger RNA. RefSeq names its product metallophosphatase domain-containing protein. Bases 1 to 1134 code for a protein of 377 amino acids. NCBI's taxonomy places the organism in Eukaryota, Fungi, Ascomycota, Eurotiomycetes, Eurotiales, Aspergillaceae. Gene Ontology annotation, molecular function: hydrolase activity. The record is from RefSeq and is a predicted model, not a curated record. The transcript has 2 exons.